GCAACACCCCGCUACACUAUGCAUCAUGUGGGGGAGAUAUGAAGAUGUUAUGCAGGUUCUGAUUGAAACUGGGUCUAAUGUGGAAGAACAUAAUGAGAACGGCCAUACACCCCUGAUGGAGGCCGCAUCAGCUGGUCAUGCAGGAGUUGCGAUGUCUCUUCUUGAGGGUGGCGCAGGAAUUAACACUCCCUCUAAUAAGUUCAAAGAGAGUGCUUUGACCUUGGCAUGCUAUAAAGGGCACCUUGAGAUGGUGAAGUUUGUGCUAGAAGCUGGUGCUGACCAGGAGCACAAGACAGAUGAGAUGCACACCGCCUUAAUGGAGGCCUCCAUGGAUGGACAUGUGGAUGUUGCUAGGUUGUUACUGGACAGUUGGGCACAGGUUAACAUGCCUGCUGACAGUUAGUCUCCUUUGACACUGGCUGCCUGUGGUGGUCAUGUUGAACUGGCAAACCUCCGAACUAAACUAGGGGCCAACCUUGAAGAAGUCAAUGAUGAAGGAUGUACAUCACUAAUGGAAGCAGUCAGAGAAGGACAUGAAGAGAUAGUCUCUCUACUCCUUGCACACGGGGCUGACAUCAAUGCACAGACUGAGGAGACUCGGGAGACUGCUUAUGGAGGCAGCACAGGAAGGACACCUUGAGCUUGUCAAGUACCUUCUAAAAUCUGGGAGUAAUGUUCAUGCUCACACUGGAACUGGUGACACUGCACUGACUUAUGCUUGUGAGAAUGGGCACACUGAUGUUGCUGAUGUCCUUCUCAUGCAUGGAGCUGGCCUGGAACAUGAGUCAGAAGGUGGUCGUACUCCUCUGAUGAAAGC
This is a messenger RNA of Owenia fusiformis, 817 nucleotides long. The record is from the annotation of a GenBank genome assembly. NCBI's taxonomy places the organism in Eukaryota, Metazoa, Annelida, Polychaeta, Sabellida, Oweniidae.